Molecule: messenger RNA, 7848 nt
Organism: Lytechinus pictus (painted urchin)
Lineage: Eukaryota; Metazoa; Echinodermata; Echinoidea; Temnopleuroida; Toxopneustidae
Exons: 18
Coding region: 314-4765 (1483 amino acids)
Biological process (GO): tRNA metabolic process
Cellular component (GO): cytoplasm
Molecular function (GO): D-tyrosyl-tRNA(Tyr) deacylase activity
Source: RefSeq, a predicted model, not a curated record
ACAUUUUCAACGGAGAAAGAAUAGGGAGUACUCAUGCGCUUUUGUUGCUACCAUUUUUCCCCACAAAUUUAUCAUAUCUUAGAAUUCAGCAUACAUGUAAAACUUGUUUUAAUACAGAAUAAAGGAGCACGGUCAGACGGGUCAGUGGAGAGGGCCAGAAAAUUAAUCAACUUUUUGGCCUGAUAACUUGUCCACAAAUUCAGUUCACUCCGAUCCGCGCGCCCUGCUCUAGCGCGUAAUGUAUGCAGCUGUAUACGGCCGGCGGACAGAGUACGGCCUGACAAAUGACUGAUUUUCUUAAAAUUUGUCAAAAAUGAGGACAAUAAUUCAACGAGUCACCAAAGCUAGUGUCACUGUUGGUGAUGAAUUGAUAAGUAGCAUCGGGAGAGGGCUCUGUAUUCUUGUUGGAAUAUCAAAAGAUGACACUCCUAAAGAAAGAGAAUACAUAGUCAGGAAGAUUUUAAACCUGAGAUUGUUUGAUGAUGAAAAUGACAAAAGAUGGGCAAAGAGUGUCAGAGACAAACAACUGGAAAUCCUGUGUGUGAGUCAGUUUACACUAUACUCUAUACUGAAGGGUAAUAAACCAGAUUUUCAUCAGGCAAUGCCAGGUGAUCAGUCACAAAUAUACUACAAUGAAUUUCUUGAUAUGUUGAGAGAGGAUUAUCACCCUGAUAAGAUUAAAGAUGGUCGAUUUGGAGCACACAUGCAAGUUCAUAUACAAAACGAUGGACCUGUCACCAUACAGCUAGACUCACCACCAGACUCUGGCAUGAGCACGGGUCAGGAGUCUGCAGGCAAUGCCGACCUGUUGAGGCACUCCAGACAGGAUUUGGUUAACCUCAAGCGAAAGUAUACGGAAUUGCCAGCCAACACUGCAGAGUUUGCACCAUCACACUCUAAAAAUGUUCAGUUGGAGAAUUCAGAUGGAUAUCUUGCCUGUUGUGUAUGCAGCAGUGGCCUCUCUCACGUGGAUGGACGACAUUUGACAGGUACCCUGUGCAGGGGCUGUGGCCGUGGGCUUCAUCAAAAAUGUGCUAUGCUUCAUCAGUGUGAGCUCAGUGCUGAUACACAUGGAAUCACUAACAACACCAAGAAUAAUGAUGUAAACAACAUCAUGAUACAUUCUCCCGCUAGAGUAUGCAUUGAAUGUCAUCAAGGUGGCGGUCAGAUGUCUUUGUGUGUUGGGUGUGACCAUAAUCUCCAUGAGAUGUGUCGGGCCGACCAUGACUGCGCUGCCCUUACUCAAACCAAACACCCCACACUCAGUCAGCUUUUACACAAGAAGUAUUCCAAAUAUGGACACCGUCCAAAGCCGCCACAGGCACUGCUGCCCAAGAAAUCAUUCCGAUUGGAGAGGUACAAAUUGCAGAAGGAUUGCUGUGUGUGUUCCAAUAGAGGUGCUGGCGGUGAUCGUGUCAGGCGUAGAUCACAAACAGUGUGUUACUACUGUAAAAGAGGGUUGCAUUGGCAGUGCAGAUUUAAUCACAAUUGCGAGCUCAUGUCGAUAGAGCCAGUUCAGUCCACUGCUGGGGGUAGUAAUGUGGUGCUUUUGACAGGGGGUAGCAGAAAAAGAAGAGAUUGUGUUGUCUGCUCAGUACGAAGAUUGGGUCAGCGACACAGGUCCAGGACUAUAUGCAAGUUUUGCAAAAAAGGCCUUCAUCGAAAAUGUGAGCAUAGACACUUGUGUCCCUGGAUCAAAACAGGAGAAGAAGUACCUGAAAAGGAACCCCGCACCUUUGAAGGCAGCCACCAAAAGAGGAGAAAGACAGAUUCUGAUUCUGAAAACACAUUAGAUCACAGAAGUAGUCAAGUGCUUAUAUCAAAUGAUACACCUAUGUAUAGUCGGAACAAGACCACCUCCAAUGCAACUCAUCAACUCAAUGCUCCCACACAGCUCAACUCUCACAUGCAACUCAACUUUCAUAUUCAACUCAAUCCUCACACACAACUCAAUCCUCACACACAACUCAAUCCUCACACACAAGUCAAUCCUCACACACAGCUCAAUUCUCCUACGCAACUCAACUCUCAUACACUACUCAACUCUCAUUCACAACUCAGUUCUCGAGCACAUCUCAGUUCUCAUACUCAACUUGGCUCUCAUACACAGCUCAACUCUCACACACAACUUAACUCUCACACACAACUCAAUUCGCACAUACAUCUCCAAACUCAAGAAGGUUUACUGUCACGACUACAGCUGAGGCCACACGAGACUAAAAAACAGACUCACCAGAAAGUCCAGAAUAUUCCUCCUGAGACAUCUAUCACCAGAGUGAAAGUAGAAAACAUUGAAUCUGAUUUCGAUGAAACCAACAUUCCUGAUUUAGACCCAACUCAAGGACAUAUCUCACAAGAGGAAGAUGUGGAAAGAAAGGAGGAAAUUGAUGAAAGAGAGGUAUUGCCCUCUCUUGUGAAGAUUCCAGGAAAUGGCAUUAGAGAUGGACGUAAGGACUGCAUUGUGUGCUCUAGUCGUGCCAGUUUUGGAAGACGCAAAAGGGCUUACACUAUGUGUAAUCUGUGUAAAAGAGGUUUACAUCAGAGAUGUCAACAGUACCAUACCUGUGGUCUUGGCAAACGACAUCAAAAGCAUGAUGUUCCGACCAAGAGAUCUCCUGUGAAGAAGACACCGGUGUAUACAUGGAUUAACAAGCCUGAUGGCGUGGCAGAAGAAGCCAGCCUACCGAAUGAAAGCUAUUCACAAGAACCUAAUCAAGAAGGAACACCAAUACUGGUGAAGUGUGUACCACAAACAUUGAUAGACUGCAAGGAGUGUGCCUACCAUGACGGAAACAAGAAGUUUACCCAUCUCAUGUGCAACAUCUGUAAAGAAGGUGUCCACAAGAAGUGCUUAUAUCGCCACAAGUGCCACAGAGAUAAGGAGAACACAGACUCCCACGAUUCUAGCAUGAACACGGGAACAUUUGUUGGAGAGAGACCAUUGGUGAUUAGGAUAGAGAGUCACGAGGUCAAAGAUGGGAGGAAAUCUUGCGAUGUAUGUUCCGGAAAGAUUCGGGACGGGAAGAGACACAGAUCAAGAACUCAGUGUGCAGUUUGCAGAAGAGGUUUACACUUUCGAUGCCUUUCCCAACACAUCUGUCCUGGAAUGAGCAUUGUACCUGAUGCAAUAUAUGGUAAUUUACCCAACGGCCCUAUGUCAAUGAGUGUUCCAAAUGACAGUGAGGUAGAUGAUGUGAUAGAGACAGGAUUCCAUGAACCUCAUCACCAGCAUCUUUUGACACCUUCUACAUCGAAUUUAAACUUUACUGAUGCUAAUUCUCCAAUUGGGAAAGAAGAGAGGAAUAAGGAUUCUAAACUCCUUAAAACAGGCCAAGACAAAUUCUGUUCGGUAUGCCCUUCUGGCCAGAAAACAAGGAUGGCUUGCCGUGUAUGUAAAGAAAGUGUUCAUCCUAGGUGUGAAUGGCGCCAUUUCUGCAAGGUCAAGGAGGCUUCCAAAAGCAGCACACUGGUAACAAGAGGUGGACGUUUCACUGGAGAGGUGGUUAAAAUCCUGAAGAGUGAUGUGAAGACAAAAAAGAAAGACUGUGCAGUGUGUUCCAAUCGGAAAGCUGGGAGGCGCAGUCGAUCCAGUACAAUGUGUCCUCAUUGUAAGAGAGGGUUGCAUAGGAUCUGUGCUCCUUCACACAUGUGUCCAAUGCUCCCUCCUUCUCAAGAGCUUCCUGAGAUGGACACUUCAAGUGAUCAAGGCCCAUUCGAAAAAAAUGAAGAAGAAAUAGAAGAAGAGGUUGAUGAUGAUGAUGAUGACAUGGGAUAUGUAGAGAUCAAUGAUGGUAUAACCCGUUACUGUUGCGUCUGUUCUACAUCAAGAAAGUCACGGAUCACCCGUACAGCAUGUUCAUCAUGUGAUCGAGGCCUCCAUCCACAGUGUGUUCUGCUACACAAUUGUCACAGUAUGGUCCCAAGGAGAAUGCAAGCUGUAGCAUUCCAGAAACCUGUGUGUGAGGACAAUGUCAUGCAAGAUGUAGAUAUAGUGCGCUCCACCACUUCUCUCAUGGAAGAAGUCGAGGCUUCUGAUCAUCCAAAAGAUGAAUAUGUAGAUCAAACAAGUGAAGUUCCUCAAACAUCUGGAGGAUUUGACACAGGGAUAACAUCUGUAAAGAUACUUGAUGAAAGAAGGGACAUGUCUGGUGAGAUAAAAAAAUACCUGCUAAUUACAGAGGACAGUUCAGACGAAAUCUCUGAGGAUGGAGAGGCGACAUCGGUUGAGAAUCCUGAUGUAGGGGAUGCAGAGGAGGUGGUGCAUGAAGUGACUGAGAGCAAAGACCAGAUAGAUGGUUUAAACAAAGAGUCUGCUGCAGAAGGUGAAAAUUCUCAGCAGCAGCAGCAACAUUCUGAGGCAUCGAACAACAUGGAACCACCUUCAGAAUGUUCAGAUUCACCAUACCCUGAUAUCCAGAGUGGCAGUUCUGAUACACAUCCCAUUGACAGGGUAGAUGAGCCAAUGGAUAGGAAUCAAGAUCUCCAUGAUGGCGAUACACCACACUCAGGAGAUGUUGUGCAUCCAGCCCUUGCACAUACAGGACUGAUUUUAGAAUGUAGUGAUAGUCAAGAUGAUAUUGAGAUUGGGUGUUUCAGCACCUUACAAGGCAAUCAUUUGCACACUGAUCAAUCUAAUCAAGAAUUGGAUGAUAUUGUAGCCCAAAUCAGGGAAGAGCUACACCAGGUGGUAGGAGUUCAAGAUCAAAUGCUUGACCUUAACCAGUUAGAGGGGGAAGUUCUUGCCAUUCAGCCAGAUUGCAUGUAGAGCACUCAACAGUAGCAUACACAGUUACCUAUUGUACCCUUCUUUUUUAACUCAAAAGUGCAUGGUUGACAAGUGAAAACUAAUUCGUGUAACUCAUGUAGACAAUUUUGAAAAUACAGUUGUGUGCUAUUUAUUAUUGAUAAAGAGGUGUGUACCUCAGACUUGCACCAUGUUUGUCAGAAUCAAUGGAAAUAUCAAGAUCACAGUAGUAUGAGAGCAGAGCAGGGGCCCCUAACACAAAGCUUAGCAAUGAUCGUAGAACAUUUUUCUACGAUUGAUUCCAUUUACUACAAUGUACAAUCAAGCGUACCAUUAAUUGCUAACUUUUGUGUUACGGGGCCCAGAUGUCAUUAUAUUCAUUACAUGUAUAUCCUUAUUAUGAUAGGUCACAGUGUUAUGUGCCAUAAUUGUCAAAAUGUGCAAUUAUUGACCAAUAUGUGAACUUGAUCAUGCAUCAAUUUCUAAUAAACAUAUAAGCCAGCUCAUGGGAAAGGUAUGGUGUAAGAUUUAUAGAAAAUGAUAUUGAGAUCGGGCUUUGAUGUUUAUGUGCCAUUGCCCUUGCCAUUCCAUAUUAGGAACUUCUGUAAUUUCUUGUUUUUUUUCUGGCACUAAGGCUCUACAUUUAGGGAUUAAUAGAGGUUCAAAAUUUUGCAACAACUAUUUUACUGCUAGUGUCAUACAUUUGAAAUUAUGUUUGGCACGGUUGCUAAUGUAGCCAAAUAAUAAUUAAAUUAGGGUAUUUGACUCGUGCAACAUAAGUUGUGCAAGUUAGACUAAGCAAAGAUGCACAUAUAUCAAUCGCUAAAAUUCAUAGUGCUUGCACUUUAAAUACUAGUAUGACAUUAUUCAUGUGUUUUGGACCUUACAGUGUAAAAUAGUAUUGUUUUAAUUUUAUCUUUCUCCUUUUUUUUUUACUUUGAUAUUUAUAAAGUGUACAUGUAAAUUUUGCACUAAAGGAUGUUUAUACAAUUUCAGUGAUAGAUGCUUGGUAGCCUUUGAGUGUAUUGUCUUGACAGUAUGUCACUGAUAUUAUUAUACUUUGUCACCUAUAACAUAUACGUUAUUUUAAUGGUGCUAUAUAAUUAUUCACAGAUUUUAUGGUUCAGUUUUGCCUUUCAAUGUAUUUCUUGUCUUAUAUGUUUAGUUCUUGUUAUGCUAUUACUUGGAAAUAUAUAGUAUACAUGAAUGGAUGUUGAUACCCCUGAAAUAGAUAUUUUUUCAUAUUCAGAAUACAUAAUAUAGUACCUCCUGUGUAUUAGUCUGUGAUACUUGAUUGCAAAGUAAUUUAAUCCCUAACCUUAGUAUAAUGUAUUUUUAAUUAUAUCUUGGCCCCCCACAAUCACAACUCUAUUUUUUCAUACAGUUUAUGUGCAAUAACAUGAUAAAGAAUCAUGUUGAUGAUGCUGACCUUGACUAGGUCAUCCUUAAAGAUACAUGUAAGUACUCUUGUGUGAUGUGAUAAAAACUUGGGGAAAUAUUCUGAAAUCCAUUAAAAAAUAUCUUUAAAAGACAUUUGUAUUCUGAGAUCAAUUUUUAUCUUUAAAAUAUGAAAUUUUAUCUGAGAUAAGUUUUUAUAUUGUGUGUCUAAUCAUGAUACGCAGCAGAGCAGUCCUGUGUAAACAUAUCCGUGGCGUAUCAGAUGCAUCAUACAGAUGACGUGCUUGCGCCCAUGUAUAUAAAAAGAAAAAAGAAGUUUAGAUAGGGAUGGGGUAGUUUACAUCUCUGAACAAGAUGAGAGUGUUAUUAAACAGCAUUUCUCAUUAGACAUUGCUAUUCAGACAUUAAAUGUAGAUAAAAUUGUUCUCAGAAUACCAAUUCAGAGAGAUUUUAAGCCGAAAUAGUAUUUUAUCUCACUGAUAUUAACAGAGAUAUAUUAUUAUCUGAGAUAAAAUGGAUCUCAGAAUACCACCCAUGAAGAACCUGUAAAGUAUUUCAUAAAUGUUAUUGAUAGAGAAACCUGCUUGAUUCAUAAACAGGCUUAGGGCCUCAUUUCUGUUCACUCGUAGUUCAUCUACAGAAAUUGUCUUCUGUUUUGAUUUGACCAACUCAUUAUAUCAUCAAAAGUUGUCAGUUUCCAAUCAAUCUCAUAAAUUGUGUUUGUUGGUAUUGUUGAUAAUUCACAUUGAUGAGAAUCAAUUAAAAUUAAAUCUUGAAACUCAUUAGAAAGAAAUUUUAUUUAUUAAUCAAAGUACAGAAUGCAAUGAAAAUGAUACAAACAGUGGCAGAUCCAGUGGGAGGGGGGGGCAUGGGAAUGCCCCCCCCCCCUUUUAGAGCUAUAUAUGCCUUUCUUACGCAAGUGUGCCCCCCCCCCUAUUUGAAAGUCACAGCAUAUAUUUUUAAUGGGAACAUGUCGUUCAUACACAAGUGAGGACCUUUUGUUUUCUUUUGCUUGUCAAAUUUUAAUGGGAUAAAAUGACCUUUAAUUUUAGGUGAAAUUUUUUUUAAUUUUAUUUGUAUUUUUUGCUUGUCAACAUUUACAUGGACAAAAUGACCUUCAAUUUUAGGUGAAAAUGUGCCCCCCCCCCCCUUUGGAAGAUCCUGGAUCUGCCCCUGGAUACAAAUUAUUUAUCAGAAAUAACUUGCCAAUAUUCAAAUGUUUUAAGAUACGGUGCCUGAAUAAAUGAGCAGACGCAAGUUUAGUUCCAAUGCACAGUUGAGGUAGAUAUGAUCAAAUUGCUUAACUCUUACAAAUGAAUUAUCUCUAGCUAUGGCUCAAAUGUUUGAAAAUUCUAACCUUGAAUUUGAUGGGCUGUUAAGAAAAGUUAUCUCUGCUGAUCCCUGUAUGCAAAGAAAUGUAAGAGUACUGAAAUUUAUAUGCCAGUUUGCUAUGUGAUAUCAAUAAGGGAGUUUAUAAUGUGUAUAUACCAGGGUGUCCCUAAGUAUAUUGAGACUCUUUAAUUAGCAACCUUUCUUUCAGAUAUCUGCAUGAAAUAUUAGAUUAAGAUCAAGUAAUUCCACAGAAUAUACAAAUUCCUCUGACUUGCCAAGCUUAUGUAAUGGCCCACUGAUCAGUUUCUUACAUUCUUCAUCUAAAUCUGUCUUGCGAUUGAUACAAUAAAUUUGCCACUCUGAGUUUGCCAGUU